GCUUUGCGGCAGCCGGCGGUGAGAGCGAGGGCGUCGCGUGCGGGGGACUGAGGCAGGAGCUGGCACCUUAGGGGCCGCCCGGAGGAGCCUCACGCGGCCCGGCGGGGAAGCCGCAGCGUCCCCCCCCCCUUCCCGCCGCCUAUGGUGCCCCCCACCGCGCCGUGAGGUGAGGCGGGCGGAGCUGGGGGCCGGCCCCCGCGGCGGAGCAGGGCGCCCCAGGAUGAAGCUGACCACUCAGGCCUACUGCAAGAUGGUGCUGCACGGAGCCAAGUACCCGCACUGCGCCGUCAACGGGCUGCUGGUGGCCGAAAAGCAGCCGCCCCCGCCCCGCAAGGACCAGCAGCCCCACGGGCAGCCGCAGCCCCACACCCUGUUCGUGGACUGCAUCCCCCUCUUCCACGGCACCCUGGCCCUGGCCCCCAUGCUGGAGGUGGCGCUGACGCUGAUUGAUUCUUGGUGCAAAGAGAAUAGUUACGUGAUAGCUGGAUAUUAUCAGGCUAACGAGCGUGUGAAAGAUGCCAGUCCAAACCAGGUCGCUGAAAAGGUAGCCUCCAGGAUUGCAGAGGGCUUUAGUGACCCAGCACUCAUAAUGGUGGAUAACACUAAAUUUACGAUGGAGUGCGCAGAACCUGCCAUUCAUGUGUAUGAGCAUCAUGAAAACAAAUGGAGAUGCAAAGACCCACAUUUUGAUUAUUGUGAAGACUGGUCUGAAGCCCAGAGGAUCGCCGUAUCUCUCUUGGACAGCAAAUCCUACGAAACCCUUGUGGAUUUCGAUAAUCACCUAGAUGACAUCCGGAAUGACUGGACAAACCCAGAGAUCAACAAAGCUGUCCUACACCUAUGUUAGGGAGGCUUCCACUGACUGAUUUAUGGGCAUUUCCACUAUGUUGAAGAUACUUUAAAAAAAUAUUUUUGAAUGUAAAUAGAGUUAUCUUCAGUACAUUCUGGGGAACGCCAACAGCAGAUUUAAAAAGAACGGCAUGUCACUUGGAAAAGGUAACGUGCCCAUAAGCAGUCAAAUCUUUUUAAUGAGAAUCCUUAGAAGAAAUACAAACUGUCAGUUAUAGCCAUCCUUGUGGAUUCCUUCCCAGUUGUAGUGAUUGUUGCUAUAACCUUUAAAACCAGAACUACUUCUGCUUGUCCAAAUUGUUCAUAUUAAAAAGUUUUGACUAACCUUUUAUAAUCUUUAGAGAGAGUAAUUUUUAAAGAUUUAUGAAAUAUCUUUCAAAAAUGAAUCUUGUCCUUAGAUGAGAUGUUUUUAAACUCUUUAAGUCACAAAUGUAUAAACAAAAUCCAGUGGUAACUGGUCUUUUGACCUGGUUCUUAACUGGCAUUAUUAUUGAUGCAGUAGAAUAAUGCUAACUGCUAAAGAUUGUACUCUGUGCACAUAUUACAUUUGUUCUGCAGCAGUUUAGCAUAUCAUAGCUACAGAAUAACAUAUACUGAAAGCAAUAUUUCAAAUGCUGCAGAGAUUCCCAACCACACUGGGACUACAAACAGUUACAGAAAUAGUUACAACCAAGGCCAAAACAAAUCUUAACUUUAUGGUUUGUGAAGGACUUAGAGCACAGUAACGGUUUUGAAUCCGCUACAAGGCUCUGUAGGAGUUGAGAAAACAAGAGAAGAGUAAAAUGCCAUCUUGAUUAUAUGCAAUCUUUCUAUCUGGAUUUUAAACAGAUACUCUUAAUUCUGAGCUGAUUCGCACAUCCAUUCAAAUAGGACUGAAAUGUACCUAUCUGUAAAUUAAAGGCGACUGAUCUGUCUUUAGCAUAUGACUCAAAGGAACCUUGAAACACUCUAGUUCAUCUUAAAUCUAUCUGUUUAUCUAAUUAAUAUCUGUUUCUAACAAAAGCUUACCAGUUGAUGGGGAAGCUUUAUAGCAGAAUUUCUUUUGUCAUUUUUAUAUGUAUUAUUUUGUACCAAGUACACCAAAGGCAUUGUACCUUACCUUCUGUCUCUUUCUUUUAGCUGUGUUACUAUAGAACUUGUAACAACUUAACCUGGGGAACCUAAUGAACUUGAGAGGAUACAUUUUAUAUCAUUCAACACUUUUUAACGGUAACAACAAAUGAAAGGAAAAUGCUUUAGCUGACUGCUAUUGUAGCUUGUCCCCCACCAUCUGAAAAUAAACUUGAUGACAUGGGGAAUGUCAAUCAGA
Molecule: messenger RNA, 2158 nt
Organism: Chrysemys picta bellii (western painted turtle)
Lineage: Eukaryota; Metazoa; Chordata; Testudines; Emydidae
Product: ER membrane protein complex subunit 8
Cellular component (GO): EMC complex
Source: RefSeq, a predicted model, not a curated record